AUGUCACCGGCGGCGGCGUGGUGUGCGCAGCACCGCCUCCGGUUCCUCCUACCGUCCCUCUUCCUCGCGCCCGUCCUCUUCUUCCUCCUUUCGCCGCCGUCCUCUCCGCCCGUCUUCAGCCUCCCCGCCCCCGGAGAGCUGCCUCCUUCGGGCUCGCGGCUCAUAUGGGCGCAGCGGCGGCUCGUGGAGUGGCGCCCGUGCGGGUGGUGGCGGACGGCACCAGUGCAAGCUCCGUCCAGGACGAACGGGUACAUCCGAAUAGACUGCUACGGCGGUCUCAACCAGCUGCGACGUGAUCUAUGUGACGGAAUUGGGGUUGCACGUCUUCUAAAUGCAACAAUGGUUCUACCCAAGUUUGAGGUGGCCGCCUAUUGGAAUGAGUCUAGUGGCUUUGCAGAUGUUUUCGAUGUUGAUUACUUCAUUGAGCAGACUAGAGGAUAUGUGGAAGUUGUGAAGGACUUGCCUGCAGCGAUAGCAUCCAAAGAGCCGUUCAAGGUUGACUGCAGUAAACGGAAAGGACAUUUUGAUUAUGUUGAAAGUGUACUUCCAGCUCUCUUGGAGCAUCAAUACAUCUCACUGACACCUGCCAUGAAUCAAAGAAGAGAUAGAAACCCCUCAUAUGCAAAAGCUUCAUACUGUCAAGGCUGCUACAGUGCUCUCAGGUUGAACAAGAAAGUGCAUUCCAAAGCUGUUGAGCUUCUCCAAGCUAUACCAAAACCCUUCUUAUCCCUUCACCUGAGAUUUGAACCAGAUAUGGUUGCCUACAGUCGGUGUGCAUACACUGGUCUUUCUUCCAAAUCAAUGGACUCCAUUGAAUCUGCGCGUGGGGAGGGUAGGAAAGUAUUGACUGGUGAUGCUGCCCACCUGUGGAGGAACCGUGGCAAGUGCCCUCUAACACCAAGUGAAACAGCAUUUAUCCUCCAAGCGCUAGACGUUCCUACAAAUACAAACAUUUAUUUAGCUGCUGGUGAUGGGCUAAUGGAGCUUGAGGGUUUCACAUCCGUUUACAAAAAUAUAUACACUAAAUCAUCUCUCCUGGCUCAUGAAGAUUUUGAGAAUAUGCAUGGCAACACAAAAGCUGCUCUUGACUACUAUGUUUCAGUCAAAAGUGAUGCCUACAUUGCCACAUUCUUUGGAAAUAUGGAUAAGAUGGUAACUGCAAUGAGAACAAUGCAAGGUCUCCAGAAGACACUGGUCUUGAGCAGGAGGGCUUUCGCAAAUUACACUGCCACUGGACUAGCAGGAGAACAACUGGCUAAGGCUAUGUGGGAUGCUCAUCGAGAGGAAUAUAUCAGAGGCAGGGGAUCGGCUCUGCCCGAGUACUGCUUUUGUGAGUUCAAAUUGUAG
Miscanthus lutarioriparius is the source of this 1347-nucleotide messenger RNA. The record is from the annotation of a GenBank genome assembly. NCBI's taxonomy places the organism in Eukaryota, Viridiplantae, Streptophyta, Magnoliopsida, Poales, Poaceae.